Molecule: messenger RNA, 1514 nt
Organism: Prunus avium (sweet cherry)
Lineage: Eukaryota; Viridiplantae; Streptophyta; Magnoliopsida; Rosales; Rosaceae
Source: RefSeq, a predicted model, not a curated record
AGAACUGGCCGCUUUCUCAUCUUCCUUUCUUUUCCCGUGGUUUGUCAGCAACCAAACAGAACCAGUUCGCUAGGCUCCACGAGUCCUCACUCAUAUGAGAAAACGUGAGAAAUCGACAAUGCGUUCGAAUUCAAAACUUCAAAGUCCAGCAUGCACUGAAGAUAGAAUCAGUGGAUUACCAGAUGAAAUUCUUUGCCACAUUCUUUCCUUCCUUCCAACAGUCCAGGCUGUUAGGACCACCAUUUUAUCACAUAGAUGGAACCAUGUGUGGGCUUCUGUUCCCAAUAUCGACCUAUGUGACGAUAUAGAAGAAUUUGAUCAGGAGCGUUUUGCAGGGUUUGUGGAUCAUGUACUUUCCUCACGGGGCAACUCGAGCAUUCAUAGAUUCCGUCUGCAUACUAAGUACAUGGCAGAAUUUCCAUGGUUGGAUGAUUGGAUUUGCACUGCCAUUACCCAUAAUGUUGUUGAACUCGAUGUUGAUCUUGCUCGGGACUCAUUUUCAUCCAAACCUUUUGAGUUGCCAAGAAGCCUUUACAUGUGUAAAACAUUGGUGGUUUUGAAGCUGAAGCUGCCCUCAAUUAUUACCUUUGCUCCUCACUCCGAUUGUUUCCCAAGUCUCAAGUUCCUCCAUGUUAAUGUAGCAUGUCCUGAUGCUGCUGACUCAAUGGGGAAGCUCUUUACUUGUUGCCCUGUACUUGAAGAUUUGACUAUUGAGGCAGAACCUGAUGGAGGUUCCGUUUUGAAUGUAAAUAUUUCUGCACCACAUUUAAAGAGACUGCGUAUGAAUGUGUUACUCUGUAUAAUUGGUGAAUAUUAUGAUUACAAGACUUUUAUUAAUGCCAAUACUCCAAAUCUUGAAAAGUUCAGUUUCGACGGCAAUGUUUUGGCAGUCUUUUCUUCAAAGGAUGCAAAAUCCCUAAAGAUAGCCAAGAAUAAUUUUGAGGGCCUGCAUGCGGGAUCUGAUGCUGCUGAGCUUUUACACAGGCAUUUUGCAGGAAUUGGCAACGUCGAAUAUCUGGUGGUUUCAGCACCUAUUUUUGGGGAUCCCCGCAUUGUAUAUCGCUAUCGUCUACCUAUGUUGAAUAAUUUAAAACGCCUGGUGCUACUUUUCCAGAGUUGCUGCUCUUGGCAAUCAUUGAUAAACUUUCUCUAUGCAUCGCCCAAUCUGGAAUCUCUUACCUUCAAUAAGCACGCCAAAUGUCUCAAACAGCACGACAAGGAUGAAUUAGUACAUGAAUGGACUCCACCUGAGUCUGUUCCUAUUUGUUUGUUGUCACACCUGAAGACUGUUCGAAUGCAAAGAUCCGUCGGGUCAGAUGAGAUGAAAGUGGCAGAGUACUUGUUGAAGCACAGUGAGGUUUUGGAUUACAUGAUAUUCUGUACUAGAGCUACAUAUUUAAGAGAAGAGAAGAAGUUAUGGGAUGAAGUUCAGAAGUUCCCGAGGGUUUCACAGACGUGCGAAAUUAUAUUCCCGAAGGUGUGCACUGAGAACUUCUAGGUUUUAAUUAUAUGGU